AUGGGUGCUGCUUCGGAUGCUCUCUACUUUGCUCUUCAUCCAAAUCAAUUAGGAGCGCUGGUUCAAUGGUGGGUACAGAACUACACCUCAAAUGCACUCCCUCUUGAAAGACUGCCAAAGCUUGCUGAUCCUGGGAAACUACAAUAUGUUCCCAUACACAAGCGAGACGAAACGCAAGAGUCAGCAACAGCCAAAAUCUGCUUCGAAUUCUUAGAUCAGACAGGUCGCAGCUUCAGCCCCGUUAUUAAAGAGCUACACCCUGAGCUACUCUUGCCUGUAUGCGUGUUUUACCUGAUACUGCGUGGACUCGAUACGAUCGAAGAUGAUACAUCAAUCCCCUUCGAUAUUAAAGAGCCAUUCCUUCGAAGCUUCAAAGAUUAUCUAGAUAAAGAUGGCUGGACGUUUACCGGCAAUCGCCCAGAAGAAAAGGAUCGCGCACUACUGAUGCGGUUUGACAAUGUCAUUGCCGAGUUCAGGAAAUUGAAACCAACUUACCAAGCAAUUAUCAAGGAUGUCACCGACAGAAUGGGGAAUGGUAUGGCUGAUUUUGCGAGAAAGGCGGCUCUCGGGGAUGUGAGUGUGAGUUCUGUGGAGGAGUAUGACCUCUAUUGCUGGCAUGUAGCCGGAAUCGUUGGCGAGGGUUUGACUCACCUCUUCGUCGAGGCCGAGAUGGGCGAGAAUACCCUGAUCAAUCACUCUCUGUAUAGAUCAAUGGGUCUACUCUUGCAGAAGAACAACAUCAUCCGCGACAUUCGUGAAGAUUUCGAUGACGGUCGCCGGUUUUGGCCCAGAGAAAUCUGGUCCAAUCACGUCAACAAGUUUGAAAACCUGUUCGAACCCAAGUAUCUCAGGAACGCGCUUAAUUGCAGCUCUGAGAUGGUUUUGAAUGCUAUGAAACAUGCAUUUGACUCUUUGUCAUAUCUUGCGGGCUUGCGUGAACAGAGCGUGUUCAAUUUUUGCGCGAUUCCAUCAACUAUGGCUUUGGCUACGCUGGAGUUGUGUUUUCGCAAUCCGGCGAUUUUUGAGCGAAACGUUAAAAUCACCAAAGGAGAUGCGUUGCAGUUGAUGGUUGAGUCUAGUCAGGAUCUUGAGGGCGUGGUGAAGGUCUUUUGUCGUUAUUUUCGUCGAAUUCAACGAAAGAACGACCCCGAGGAUCCGAAUUUCUCGAGAAUUAGUAUUGCAUGUGAAGAGGUUGGUAUUUCUAUAACCGAUGAAUAA
Messenger RNA from Penicillium manginii, 1218 nucleotides. RefSeq lists its product as uncharacterized. Lineage: Eukaryota; Fungi; Ascomycota; Eurotiomycetes; Eurotiales; Aspergillaceae. Gene Ontology annotation, cellular component: endoplasmic reticulum membrane. The transcript is spliced from 2 exons. Gene Ontology annotation, biological process: ergosterol biosynthetic process; farnesyl diphosphate metabolic process. Gene Ontology annotation, molecular function: squalene synthase [NAD(P)H] activity. The record is from RefSeq and is a predicted model, not a curated record. The coding region runs from base 1 to 1218 and encodes 405 amino acids.